Nanorana parkeri is the source of this 510-nucleotide messenger RNA. Its product is annotated as gastrokine-1-like. Gene Ontology annotation, biological process: regulation of cell population proliferation. NCBI's taxonomy places the organism in Eukaryota, Metazoa, Chordata, Amphibia, Anura, Dicroglossidae. Bases 1 to 510 code for a protein of 169 amino acids. The transcript is spliced from 6 exons. The record is from RefSeq and is a predicted model, not a curated record.
AUGAAAUUCCUGGCUGCUGCCGUCUUGGGAGUCCUCCUGACUCUGUCACUAGCCAAUGAUAAUGUCGAUGUCAACAAUUCUGGUAAUGAUGGUGGCAAUGUAAAUCAGCAAGUCAACAUUAACAAUCAGGACAGGAUUGCCAAUAUCAAUAGAUUUAAUGGCUGGGACUCCUGGGAUUCCAUCUGUGACUAUGGCAAUGGAUUUGCUGCAACCAGACUGUACAAGAACAAAAUCUGUGUCAUCAACAAGAUGAAGUCAAACUUCCCCACUCUGCAGCAGCUGAAAGCAAUUUCCGAAAAUAACCAGGUCCCACAAUCUGUUGACAUGACAACUUACACAAUCAACCAGAAACCCAUUAUUAACAUUGGAGAGUACGGACGUCACAUCGAAGCUCUCUGCAAAGGCAUGCCAGCCUACACCGCCAUUGAGCUGCCUCAAGCCGAAGAAGGAUUUGCUCUCUGCCACACCAACAGCAUGAUCACAAUUUUGGGAAUCAGCUUCUGUUUUUAA